This is a messenger RNA of Chaetomium globosum CBS 148.51, 2883 nucleotides long. RefSeq lists its product as uncharacterized. The transcript is spliced from 4 exons. Lineage: Eukaryota; Fungi; Ascomycota; Sordariomycetes; Sordariales; Chaetomiaceae. The record is from RefSeq and is a predicted model, not a curated record. Bases 1 to 2883 code for a protein of 960 amino acids. Gene Ontology annotation, cellular component: cytoplasm; nucleus. Gene Ontology annotation, molecular function: ubiquitin binding.
AUGUCUGAGGUACAGUCCAGACCGUCUGCCCCCCGCGGCAGAGGCUCUGGCCGCGGUGGUCGAGGCGGUUUCGCUGCUCGGGGAGGAGGUCGCACCGGUGCUCGGCCUGCUGCCACCAAUGGUGAUUCCAAGCAUGACACAGAUUCCUCCCUGCCGACACUGGAAGACGAAGGCGAGGUCGGCCAGUUGAAGCAACAAUAUGGCAGCAAGGUUGCAGUCAUCAAAGAAAUGUUUCCCGACUGGUCUUCGGUCGACAUUUUAUUCGCUUUGCAAGAGACCGACGGCGACGAGAACCUCGCCGUCACCCGUAUUGCUGAGGGAACCAUUUCACAGUGGGGCGAGGUUUCCAAGCCCAAGAAGGAGCGUACGCGUCCCAAAGGCAAGGGUGAUACCUUCACGACCACCACUGGCGACUCAGUUCCUGCGGGUCUACCUCGGAAUGCCCGAGGUGGCCGCGGCGCCGACAGCGGUCGUGGCCGUGGUAGAGCCACCGAGCGCGGUGGCCGCGGUGCUGCGCGCGGCAAGUCGACUCAGGGCACAACCAAUGGAACUCGAGUUAAGGACACCGACCCUCUUUCGGUGCCGACCGAGGAGGCGACCGAAUGGAACACGCAGCCGGCCGAAGAACCGACCGCUUGGAGCGAACCUGCCGCAGCAGAAGCCGCUGCGACCACCGCUGCCUCGAGCACCACCCCCGCCGCAUCGAAACCUGCCACGGUCCCCGGAGCCGCAAAGACGACCUGGGCGAGCAUGUUGAGACAAUCGACGGUCCCGAAAGCGGCCCCGAAGCCGAGGGAGGUCCCCACGAAGGCCCCCGAGCCUACCAUUGACACCCUUCCCGCCCCUGAGCCGACGGAACCUGAGCCCGAAGUGCCCGCCCCUGUCGAGGAGCCCACCCCUGAACCCGAGAAGGAGGUUGUCGCGCCUCCUCCCGCUGAACGUGUUGCCCCCGUCGUCCCCGUCAUCCCCGCCAUUCCUGCCGUACCCCCCGUUGUCGUACCCGAGGUCGCGUUGGUACCGUCGCAGGAUCAACUAACCGAAACGAACCUCGACAAGAUCAAGGAUGACUCGAACCCGCCAGUGACCGAGACCGCCGCCAGCGAGGCUGCCGACUCUUGGGACCCGCGGGGUGCAGCAGCCAGCGCGACGGGCACUCCUCUCUCAGCUUCCCAGCAACAGCACCGGGCGGCCGCGGCCACAAAGGCGUCGGGUCGCGCACCCAUCCACCACCCCCGCCGCAUGCUCGAUCAGCUUGAGGCCGUCCGCAUGCCUGGCAACCGUGAUCAAGUUGACCGUGCUGCCGUCCAGUUUGGUGCUUUCAGCUUGAACGGCCCGAUCGAUGACGAUGUUGACGGCGACCGUGAAGAGCCCGAAACUCGCCCCCAACCCCCCGAAGACUCGCCAGUCACCCACCCCCGAACGUCUCUUCCUCCCGCUCAACCAGCGCCGGUUCCCGAUGUCUUCCCGGCACAAAAACCGGCGGCUUCUCAGAUCCCGACAGGGCCUGCUGCCGCCGCGCCUGCCGCACCGCAAGGCAGCACGCCUUCUAUUGCCCAGGCCACCGUACAACCGCCUGCCACACAAAACAACCAGCAGUUUGGUCGCUUCGGCCCGACUGCUUCUCAGGACGCCUCAUCGUUCCCCGCGUCGAAGUCCUUCGAGCCGUUUGGCCAGCAACCUGCCGUCGCCUCGGCCACACAGAAUCAGUUUGAGGGUGGCUUCCAAGGGCAGGGACAAGCGGCACAACCGCCAAGCCAGCAGCCCGGCGGCCCCUUGAGCUCCGCCCCCAGCGAGUUCUCUUCUUACUACACGGCGGAUGCGCAGAACCGCUUCAACUACUAUAACCAAAACUUCGGCCAGCAGCAGGGUGCGCAGGGUCAGCAGGAUGCCGUGCCGUCGCAACCCCAGCGUUCGUUCAGCGGGUAUAACGCACCCCAGAGCGAGAGUCUCAGCCAGUACCCUCAAAGUGGUACCCAGCACGCGCAGUCACGUUUCGGCGGUAGCACCACCGCUGACUCGCAAAUCACCGGCACCCCCACGGGUACCCAAGCCACCACCCAGGCCCAAGCCGGCCCGAACACCCAGGCCCAGACACAUGUCCAGCAGCCUCACGACUACCCAUACAACAACAACCAUCCCUACUACACGAACCCCUACUAUUCCGCUUACAUGGGCUACCAGGGAGCCUAUAACCAGGGCGCUUAUGGCGGACCUUACGGCAAGGGCGGUCUUAACUACCAGCCCAGCCAGUAUGGCAUCACUCCUCAAGGCCCACAUGCUUUCUCGUCCCCCGCGGGCGCCUUCGGUCAGACUGGUCUCCACCGGGACAAUGCUGCGGCAGGGGGGUUAGGCGACUAUGGCCAACGCGCCGGUUCCACCCCUUCAGGCCAGCAGGCUCUCGGAAGCGGAUUCGGUGGUGUCCAUGACUCGUUCAGCCGCGGUGGCUCCACUUACCAGUCCCAGGGUGGACAAUCGUUCAAUGCGCCCGGCUCUCAGCCCGGCACAGGGCCCUCUGCCGCCGACGACCUGAAGCCCUUCGGCGAUUCUAAGACUGCCGGUGGCCCGAGUCCAUCGCUCGGCGCCGCCGCCCGCCCUGGCUCUGCGGCGAACAAUGGCCCGUCGCAGGCCGGUCUUCCCCCUCCUCAGUCGAACCAGCAGUCUGGCCUUGGUGGCAUGGGCGGCUACGGCUACCCCAGCCACAUGCAACAACAGGGCCACGGCCUCCACGGCACCCAGUCCGGUGCGGGAGGCUACGGCAUGAGCGCCAGCGGCGGCCAGAGCCACCAGAACAGCUACGGCGCCGGCGGCUAUGGCGGACAGGGCUUCGCUGCGGGCGGCUAUUACGGCAAUCAGCCCCGCGGCUGGGGCAACAACUACCACUAG